Messenger RNA from Lagopus leucura (white-tailed ptarmigan), 3580 nucleotides. It is a transcript of the gene RASSF6, whose product is annotated as Ras association domain family member 6. The record is from RefSeq and is a predicted model, not a curated record. Gene Ontology annotation, biological process: signal transduction. Bases 286 to 1311 code for a protein of 341 amino acids. Lineage: Eukaryota; Metazoa; Chordata; Aves; Galliformes; Phasianidae. The transcript is spliced from 11 exons.
GAAACCUAGCAUCGUUUGUGAAUGUGUUAACCAAGCACCAAGAGAAGAUUUAUCACUUCAGAUUUCAAGACAUUCUGUGCCAUGCAACACCACUGAAAUGCUACCGCCUCUGCCACAGAGCUGGCACAUAGCUGCCACCCAUAGCAAGCAGCAUUCACUGUGCUCUAGGACCCUGCUCAGAAGAGUUUGAGUCUUGGAUAGCUGAAUGAAAAGAAAAAAUGUGAUCUACAAGGUCAAACACAGAGAGAAGAAUAUGAGAUGACACAUUUCAUCUCUUCUGAAUAAAUGAAGAAAGUGACUAUGAAAGCACAGCAUCUUCCUUCUGUUGCCAUUAAUGAGGAGAAGUUUAUAACCAGAGAGCAGCUCCAUUCUCUUCUGAAGGUCUAUAACUCUUACUAUUCUGAUCAAGAAAAUCUGCAGUUGUCAUAUGAUCAGCGAGAAGGAAGUAAACCAUUUAUUGAAGGAAUCUUAUCAAUAUUUUGGGGAGUUCGACAUCCUAUCCGCUUAAAAAUUCAAGAUGAGAAGCAGAUACCCUCUUUUGUAACACUGAAGUCAACAGAGAAUGUGGGCUUGUUCCCCAGUAAAAGGGGAAUGACACGAUGGGGAGAAUUUGAUGAUCUGCAUCAUAUUAGCGGAGAGACAUUGAAAUCUACUGAAGAGAAGCUGAACUCUGAGAAAAGUUAUUCAUAUUACGAAAGCAACACACUGAAGUCCAAGAGCGAGCAGGAACAUGACUGUGCUACUCUGCCCAGGGCGGUCAGCAGUGCUGCAGCUGUAAGGAAGAGGACCAAAUUCCCCAUGAUUGCUAGAACAGAAGUAGAAACUCACAGAUUUUCUAUCAAUGGCCACUUCUACAACUAUGAGACAUCAGUUUUCACUCCAGCUUCUGGAUCAGAAACCAAGAUAAGAAUUAACAGCCAUAUGAGAACAAGAGAAGUAAUAGAACAAUUGCUUCGAAAGUUCAAGAUAGAAAACAGUCCCCAUGAAUUUGCACUUUAUAUUAUCCAUGUGUCUGGAGAAAAGAAGCAGCUGAGAAGUGGAGACAUUCCCUUGCUGCACAGACUCCUGCAGGGGCCAUCAGAGAAGGUUGCCAAGUUUUUUCUCAUGGACAGGGAUGUGGAAGAGGUCAGCAGCGAUGUUGCUCAAUAUAUUCAAUUUCAUCUCCCCUUUUUGGAAUCAAUUCUGCACAGAAUAAACAAAGAAGAAGAACAGGAGAUUCAACAGACAAUUGCAAAAUACCUUAAAGAGAAGCGUGUGAUAUGCCAGCACCUUCAAAAUCGAACUUUUAAAAAAACAGAGACUACUGUUUGAUGUGAUUUGGCAUAUUGCAACUACCACCCACUGCCUUUGGCAAAGGAAAGUCUGUGUUUUCUUGAAUGUGCCAUCACUGAAGAGCACUUAGAGCACAAAGGUGUGCAAAGUGCUUCUUUUGACAAUUAUGCAACUGAAACUGUACACACUCCACUAUGGCUCUGGAAUGCAAGUUGGGGACCACCUAAGAAGAUGGACUAAAUCAUCCAAAAGACAAAGUCUGAAUCUAACUUGAAACUUCAGAUUGGGAAAAGUCCUGUUCUGAAAAGCAAAGGCUUUAAAAUCUUCUAAUUUCCAAACCAUUACCAAGAGUCUGGUAUACAGGAAAAUGUUGCAAUAACCAGUGUGCUAAUCGUGCCAAAAAUAAGAAAAGAAAGUAUAUGACUUUCCUUCUGUUAGAAAAAAUGAUAGAUUUUAUUAGGAGGAAGCUUUUCUGUAGAGUUAAGUGGCAAAAGGUAUUUAUGUAUCUAAGAUUGCAGUUAGGCAUUUCACAUAGCUUACAAAAAUACCUACAUAAGAGAGACCUGAAAGCCUAGUGGCUUCCAAUUGGUAGGUAAGUAACUCAUAUAACCUUUGAGUCAAAGUUUGAAGAAUAUAAAUUCAAAGUCCACCAUCUUCAUGGCUACUCAGCUCUUAACUGUAUGAGCAAAAGUAUCUCUGACACUUAUUUUAAGCUGCAAAGAAUCCUCACAAAGUAUUGUGGCAUUUGCUUGACUGGGUGCUAGAAGGCAUCCCAUGUUUUCAUUGAGACGUAUUAUUCCAUGUUACUUUCUCUGUUUCCUAUUUGAAGAAGGAAAGGAAAAGUGUUUAGUGAGAGGCUGACAUCAAAACUCUUACAGGAUGGGGUUGGCAUCCUUCUGCAGAUGCAGUUUUUGGACAGUCUGACAGUUGCACAGUGUACAGCAUUCCUCUAUCAGAUCCUAUGUGGUUCAAUCGUGCUGAAUAGUAAAAUUCAAAUUGUAGAGAUGUAAAUAAAAUGUGCACAAUUAAGCGCCCUCCUGAAGUACCUUCUUUUUAAUGUGAUGUCUGUGUUUUCUACCAGCAGUGUGUUUGGCUUCUGCACAUAACAGGAUGUAUGUGCUGAGAGGGAGGGAAUUGGUUACAGAAAAUGAUAUCUAGAAAUCACGUGGAAUAAAUCAAGUGUGAAAAGCUGUACUCCCUGUGAGGUGACACUACUUGAAUGGUAACUAAAAAAUGAGAAGUCAUUGUGCUAAUUAAACUAUUUUGCUUGGGGCAGGUGCUUAUUUUAAUGUGCAAUCUAUUAUAAUCUUACAGAGGAAAUUAUUGUGGGCAUGGGAGCGCAGAGGGGAGAAAUAAAAACAAUUCGGUAGUCAAGCAAGAUGCAUGGCAUUUGUAACAGUUGCCUUGGGUGUGCCAAUGUCAGUUCAUUGAUGCAUGCAAAUGUCUCUGAAAUUUCACAGGUGAACCAUUCAUACAUUGAUUGGCCAAGUGUUUAGGAGAUAGGAAACUCACCAUGAAACAUUACAGGUUGGGCUUGUAAGGUCAAAUUUCAGUGAAGUUUAAGUAGUUAGUCAAUGGUCAUGUCUUGUUCUUGUCCAAAGCCAAGAUGUUGUCAGCUUGAACCAAAUCAAGCACUGUCAUUUUUUGUUCAGCUGCAGACAGGUAUAUUUUGGCAACAGCUGGCCAUACUGAGACACUAGAAACUAUGCUAAAGUAUGGGAACAGACUCAUAUCGGAUUGUAUUUCUUGCUUUGUUCUGCCUAAAUUACUCUAAGGAGCAAAUCAGAACUGAAACACAGAACAAUAUGCAGAUAGCUCAAACUUAUGAGCAGGGAGAAAAUCUAGCAUGCACUCAAAAAACUGCAAGUGCUGUAGGGCUGUCUGCUGCCUUGCUGCAUCUUCUCAUUGUUUUAACCAGAAAGAUGUAUUUAAGGUAUUUUUGUGUAGGUAGCCUAUUUCUGUUGUGCUCCACUUGGUAAAUGCUUGUGGUUGUAUGAAUGUGCAGUAUGAAAGUAAUGGAGCGUGGUACAGUCAUAAUUCUUUGGUCUGAGAUUUGAAAAACUAGAAAGAAAGAUAGUGCCAGUGCACUGAGCAUGUGGAAAAGUGUUUGCAAAGCAGAUUGUCCAAUCCUGUGUGUUCCUAAAUUGAGUCAUUUUUUGCCAUCGUCUGAUAUUAAACACUUGGAUCCCGUUGAAUUCACUUGUCUUGUUGAAUUAGGACUAAAUGGUACUGGAAAACUAACAAUGCACAAAUACAAAUGUAGGUUGCCGGAUUUAAAGCACUAGUGAAAUAAAUCUGCUCUGUUACA